AUCAUAGUGCUGUUUGUAGUCUAUAUUGAUUAUGACUUGUGUGUAUAUUUAACAUUUUUUUAUGCACACAUGAUUUUGUUUGUAAUUAUUUACAAUUUAAAAAUUUGACCUGAUUCGGCAUGUUUAACCUUUUGAAAAAACACGAGAUAAUCACAGUAUUCUGUUCAAAUCGAUACCUCUGACCUAUCGUAUUUCAUGAUUAUUGUCCAUUUAAUUCAUAAAUAACCAUAAAUAGAAUAACGCCAUUUAAUUUACUUGUAUAUACAUGAAAGUUGAAAUUGAAAGGAUAUUAUGUUCUACUAGGUUUGCAUACAAAACAAACUGUGAUUGGAUAAACAUAUUUCGAAAUAAUUUGCAUCAAAAUUAGGUUAAACCGUUUACCGGGGUUAAAGCUAUAUGAUGAACUGGUUAAAUGGAAUGAUAAACAGAUUACAGCCAGACUUGUUUCGUCCAGAAGACUUACAAUUAUUACCACCAGAUGAAUAUGUUCCUAUACUAUCAGAUAUUGUUCUUCCGUCCAUUUUUCUGGCAGUUCUCUUCAUAAUAAUUCGACACUUAUUAGAUGGGAUAUUGAUAAAGCCCAUUGGAACUUAUUUUCAUGUAAAUGAUACAGUAAGCAAAGAAAGCGUUCCACCUAUUCCAGUUUUAGAAGCAGGGUAUAAAGUUAGCAGAAAUCCAAAGCCAGAUGCUAUAAUGUCUUUGGCAAAGAAGUCAGAAAUGACUGUAAGACAAGUAGAGAUUUGGUUCCGCAAAAGAAAGAAGCAAGAUAAGGUUACAGACAUGAAACGAUUAGAGGAUGCAAGUUGGCAGUUCAUAUUUUACUUCAUUAUGUCAUGGUAUGGAAUAUAUGUACUAUGGGAUAAGCCAUGGUUUACCAAAUCCGUGCACUGUUGGACUGGUUAUCCAACGCAACAGACUGUUUCAGAUGGUAUAUAUUGGUAUUACUUGUUAGAGUUAGCAUUUUACAUUUCAUCAAUAGUAACCAUAUGUACAGACCAUAAAAGAAAGGAUUUCGUUGAAAUGUCUGUUCAUCACAUUGUAACAAUACUCCUCAUAGGACUAUCAUGGAAUUAUAAUGCUGUGAGAGUUGGAACACUAGUUAUAUGUAUUCAUGAUCCUGUAGAUUAUAUCUUAGCAUUUGCAAAAAUGAGUAACUACUGUAAAUAUACUAAAGUCUCAGAUUUAUUAUUUGUACUGUUUGCUGCAGUGUGGAUUGCUACAAGAUUAAUUAUAUAUCCAUACAUGGUUUUAUAUUCUGUUACAAUUGAACUUCCCGAAUAUGCAAAUAAUAGUGGACCUCAUGAAAAGUAUUAUGGAAAUAGCUUUGUAAUGCAGUUAUUGAAAGUCAUGCUGGGAGUAUUGCAAAUUCUUCAUAUAUUUUGGUCAAUAAUGAUAGCUAGAACAGCUGCAACAAAGUUCACUGAAGGUCAACUACAAGAUGUACGAAGUGAUAGUGAAAACAGUGAAAAAGAAGAUGAGACCUCUCAUAAACAUCAUACAGAAGAUACCUCACAUAUGAAUGGACAUAUAAAAAGAGUAAAGACAAUCUCAUAAUGUUUCUAUCUUUAAUCUAUUUUAUAUGGUUUAUAAGUUUAUUAUUUAAAGGUUAAACGCAUUUUUUAAAUGAUUUAUUUUAUUUUUCUUGAAUAAAUUUUAAUUUUUUUAA
This is a messenger RNA of Mytilus trossulus (common blue mussel), 1666 nucleotides long. Its product is annotated as ceramide synthase 2-like. The record is from RefSeq and is a predicted model, not a curated record. Lineage: Eukaryota; Metazoa; Mollusca; Bivalvia; Mytilida; Mytilidae. Gene Ontology annotation, biological process: ceramide biosynthetic process. Gene Ontology annotation, molecular function: DNA binding; sphingosine N-acyltransferase activity. Bases 397 to 1554 code for a protein of 385 amino acids. Gene Ontology annotation, cellular component: membrane. The transcript is spliced from 11 exons.